Ixodes scapularis (black-legged tick) is the source of this 1643-nucleotide messenger RNA. RefSeq lists its product as uncharacterized. NCBI's taxonomy places the organism in Eukaryota, Metazoa, Arthropoda, Arachnida, Ixodida, Ixodidae. The coding region runs from base 262 to 1602 and encodes 446 amino acids. Gene Ontology annotation, molecular function: DNA binding. Gene Ontology annotation, biological process: negative regulation of DNA-templated transcription. The transcript has 8 exons. The record is from RefSeq and is a predicted model, not a curated record.
UGUAGUUCGCCUCUCCUUUCGCGGAAAGACACAAUUUCGCAGUGCAAACGCUUACCAGCAUAAUUUCCAAUCUGCUCACCCUGUGGCGCCACCAAAAAGUUUGAUAAUCGCUGUUAUUUUUGUUUUGGCUCCAUUACCGCAAUCCAAAGCCAAGCCAAGCAAACUGCCGAUCUGAUCCCCGGCCAUUGCCAAACUUCUUUGUCCGUCCACUACGUAUUUCACUCGCCGUGUGUUCCCUGUUCCAACCAAUCUGCAUAUGAAAUGAUUACCCACGCGUACGUACGAUACGUGGAUGAUAGUACCCACGCAAUUGUGCCCAUCUCGAGCAUCAAAGAUUUUCAUCCGAGUGGGCCCACCGACUUCAGCGACAAAACGAAGUACUACGUAAGAUGGCAUGCUGGCGACAGUGAAUUCUACAGAGCCCGGAUACUUCUGUUGGGAGUCUCUGAAGAGGAUGUCACGGUGAAACUAAAGAACGGGAGACUACGUGUCCGUAAAGUCAUCGAGAGCUCCGACUACUCUGAAGAGGAUUCACUGACCACCGAGAAGGAGAAUGUCAAGGCGCAGAAGAAACACAUGAAAGAGAGACAAGCCACAUCAACGAAGGCGGACUUGAUGCGGAUACUUGAGCUGAAGAAAAAACAAGCGACUGCAAAAAAGCCAGAGGCCAAGGGGGACCUCGAAGAGCUGCAAGCCAAGUAUGACAGGGCGCAAAGGCAUAUCACACGGUUGGAGAGGGAGCUCAGCCAAGUUAGGCAGCUCAACAUUAAUCUGCAAGAGAUUGUAAUAAAGAAAGUGCAAUCUUUAAAAGAUGAAGAAAAAAAAUGUCAGUGCCAAAAAAAUGAGCGUGCUGCAUUUGGCUUUGACGCUGCAACUGGCCCUGCCCUGGUGGGUGCCCUCCCUGCCCCCGCUGUUCGUGCCCCUGCCCUGCCAGCUGCCUGUGCCCGUGUCCUGGCUGCUCCUGUCCCUAUGGCCCUGGCUGCUCCUGUCCCUGCGGCCCUGGCUGCUCCUGUCCACGCGGCCCUGGCUGCUCCUGUCCCCGCGGCCCUGGCUGCUCCUGUCCCCGCCGCCCUGGCUGCUCCUGUCCCCGCGGCCCUGGCUGCUCCUGCCCCUGCAGCCCUGGCUGCUGCCCCUGAACUUGCCGCACUGCCAAUUGCAGACCGUGCUGAACGGGACGCUCGCUUGGCAGAAAAUGAUGGUCAUAUGGUGGACAUCGGAAACGGUGUUCUUGUGGACCAGGCAUCGUUGCUUCUGGCACAAGGGAAAAGAGAUGCCUUGUUUGUGAAGGACCUGGCUGUGGCUGUCUUCGGAUCUCGGCUGCUAAUGGACAGUUCGGUCCUUGGACGUCAUUGCCCGAAGAAGCCAGGCCAAGAGAGGAAGCCGGCCCUCUGCCCCACCAAACUCUCUGUCCUGAAAAAUGUCUACGUGGCUCGCCUUGUGAACAAAGGCAUGCCGGAGAGGUUUGCCAAGGCCGGAGCCAAGGAUGUCACCAGAUUUAUUAAUGAAAAAAUCACUGAGCUGAGGAGGCUUGACUCUAGGAGGAAAGCUGCACAGGAAAAGUUUGACCUGGAGGGAGGUGUGGAACCGGAGGGCAACGCCUGAGCAACAGAGGAGGCCGAAUGAGUUCAUUUCAAUAAAAAUUU